GAGCAUGUCUUUUGUCAAUAAAUACAAAAUGUGGCGUUUUUAAUUUUAUCCGAGAGUUUGGUCGGUUGCGAUUCGCCGGAGACGACGCAAAGAAUUCCAUGAAUCGUGGUACGGUGAACGUUGUAAAAUAACGGAAGCAGACCCAACGAAUUAUCGAACACCGCGGUCGAAUACGAUCGUGAUUCAUUGUGUCAACGCUAAUAAUUCUCGCAUCUUACCUCUCGAUAUAGUUGGAACUCUUUGAUAUGAAUGUUACCGUUAUAAUUAGAUCCUCUAUCACCGAGACAAAGUUUUAAUCAUUCGAGCGUAUAACGUAAUAUGUAUAUUAUAUUAUUCAUUGUUACAAUAGCCGCGUCUUACGCUACAGGGAAAAAGUUUUGCGUUACGAUCGUAGGUAUUACACGUGUGCUUCGCGAGUUUCAUAUUUCCUUUGCCAUUCGAUCUGCGAUUUCCACUUUGAACGAUAUUAAAAAUAAAAAAUAAUAGCAGGAUUCCGCGCAGUGCGGUAAGCGAGGCUGUAGAUUAUUCGAAUAUUAUUGCAGAACAAGAAUUAGAUUAAUUAUAUAUGAUGACUUCACCGCGGUAUAUAAACUGUCACCCGAUAUAAACUAACGCGAUCUCUAUCCCAGAAUUCUGUACUAAUUAUUAGAUGCACUUAUUACGCUUGCACAUGAUCGUUAAAAUGAAACGCAUAUGUAUAAAGCGAGGUAUAUCAUACCUACCGACAUACGACUGUGUGCUAGAGCUGAGGUACAUGAGCUCAUGAUAACACGGAAAGUAUCGGAUUCCCCGGUACACCCGUAUCGCACUGCACACACACACUCGUGUAUAAUUAUAUAUCUCCAUAUUAUUGCCGCUGCAGUUGCGAAAUCGCGUGAUUGCGAAUAUUAGACUGCACGCGGUAUAAAUCAGCGAUUAAAAAAUAGAGGCGGCCACAUUGAUCCGUUUUUUCACGGAACAAGGAAUAAAACUAAAAAAACUCAUAUCUCCGAAGAUCCGCGGUUUAACUUUACAAGCCUGAUUUUCUGCGCAGAUAAUAUUUUAACACUAUUCUUUCGUAGAAUAUUCUUAUCUCCGCGUUUCGAUAGAGCGAAAAAAUGAAUUAUUAAGCCCUGAACGUGUUUUAUCCGGAAAUUACGGGAACGAACGCUCGAACAAUUAUAAUAUCAUCGGCUAACUAAGGUCAGUUUCGAGAUGUCGAUUCGAUCGAUUCAGGAUCGAUUAUUGCAAAAGCGCUCGUCGACACUAGCGGCAAUUGCGGCAAUCUCGUGAUCAGCUGUUCGAGCAAACUAUGGACACAUCCGAGGGUUUUAAAUUCGUGUCUCGUAGAAAACGAGGAAAGCGUAUUUCAAACGCUGUGAGUCGUAACGGGGAACCAAGGAAUACCGAAGAAACUGAAUUUGAUGCUGAUAAAUUGAGUCGCAGGCUUAGCGAAGCCCAAAGUGAACUCGCAACCUCUGAAUACGUAAAUGAGGUUUUUCAGGCCCUCGUGAAAUGCCAGAAACUCUUAAGCAUCCACAGGAUUGAGGAGAUAUUAUGUUAUGGUCUCGGCCAUUUUUCAGACCAUGUCCUGAGAUCCAUGAUGAACGCAAAUUUGAAAAUACUGCGGUCUCUGAUCAGCGAGAUAAGGCAUGUAGCAAGAGAAAAGAAAAUGGAAGACAACAUAAUGGUGCAGUACAUAUUGCAACAGUCGAGGAUUCACAGGGAGACUUCCGAGGUACUCUGCAAGGCACGUGAAGAAUUGAAAUUCCUCGGACAGACGUACCUGAACUACUUGCAGGCGCAAAGAAAAUACGAAGAGAUCAGAAAGCACUACGCUGGAAGGGGUGAGAGAAGUGUACAGGAAACCGCGGAUCUUGUCGGGUUCAAGUUACCCCACGAUCCCAAAUAAAUUUGAUAAACUUUAUUUAUUAGUAGAAUAACGUCGAUGUAAAACUGUCUCCAGUUUUCGGUAGCAAUGUAAAAAAGUGGUUCAUACUUUGCUGGUUCAUUUCAACUUGAUAUGCGACCAUAAAUGCAUUUUUGGAAAUUUAA
Messenger RNA from Athalia rosae (coleseed sawfly), 2034 nucleotides. RefSeq names its product protein FMC1 homolog. The record is from RefSeq and is a predicted model, not a curated record. The transcript is spliced from 4 exons. Bases 1292 to 1891 code for a protein of 199 amino acids. Gene Ontology annotation, cellular component: mitochondrion. NCBI's taxonomy places the organism in Eukaryota, Metazoa, Arthropoda, Insecta, Hymenoptera, Athaliidae.